Messenger RNA from Sclerotinia borealis F-4128, 675 nucleotides. The record is from the annotation of a GenBank genome assembly. NCBI's taxonomy places the organism in Eukaryota, Fungi, Ascomycota, Leotiomycetes, Helotiales, Sclerotiniaceae.
AUGGCCGAACCAUCCACAAACAAACGCUCCAUCAUCAUUAUCUUCCUCGCAAUUACACUCUUCGUCAUACCUUUCAGCAUCCCUUUCAUCGCCCUUGACAUGAUUCACAUUCCAUACGUCUCCCAUGGCCUAGCUUCCCUUUUCUCAUGGAUGGACGUGAUAUUUUCACCGAUAUAUCCGUUCUGGGCACCCGUAUUUCUCGGAAUUUCCAUCAAGCUAUAUCGACACGAGCCGUUUCCUAAGCAAAAAAACUGGAUCACUACAUCGAUAUUGAUAUUCAUGCAACGCUUUGGAGAUGUUAUUCUGGAUACCAUGACGUUAUUGGGGGUUUUCGAUGGAUUCUGCAGUUUCGGGCAUUGUCGACGCGAAUAUAUUCAAGCUGCUUCGUUUGCUUUUGUGAUUGUUGGGGAGAUUGUUGGGUUUCCGUGGGAUGCGAAAAUUAUUCAGAUGGGGGUGGAGAAAUUGGUGGUGGAGUGUGGGAAGGAGGCAGCGAAGGAGGCAGCUGCAAGUACUGAGGAUGAGAUGGAAAAGGGUGUUGUGGGUAAGCCUGCAGAGGAGGUUGUAUAUCUGGAUGUCGUAAAGUCUGGGUUGCAUGAGGAACAGAUACUUAUUGAUGUUGUUCAAAUCGAGGGGAACAAGCCUUUGGAAAUGCCCGAGGGCGAUAUGGUCAAGUAG